AUGGAUGAAGAGAAGAGGCUGAAGUCACAAUUACGUGGGAAACUUUGGUUUUACGUGGAGUCGAUCAUCAAGAGGGAAUUGCCAGAUGACGUGAAAUACACUUCUAAAUUUGUAAAUACGCUAAUGGAGUUGGUGUACCAGCAGAUUUGUGAAGUUGGUGGGGACUUAGAGGCAUUUGCAGCUCAUGCUGGCAGAAACGUUGUUACCUCUGAAGACAUGUUGCUGCGAACACGGAAAAAUAAAGAUUUACAGGACUUUCUGAAACUUCGGCUGUUAGAAUUGCGAGAAUCGAAUCCAGCCCGAGAAAGUAAACGCUAG
This is a messenger RNA of Kluyveromyces marxianus DMKU3-1042, 318 nucleotides long. It is a transcript of the gene MHF1, whose product is annotated as Mhf1p. Gene Ontology annotation, biological process: replication fork processing; resolution of meiotic recombination intermediates. Lineage: Eukaryota; Fungi; Ascomycota; Saccharomycetes; Saccharomycetales; Saccharomycetaceae. The transcript has a single exon. Gene Ontology annotation, cellular component: Fanconi anaemia nuclear complex; FANCM-MHF complex. Gene Ontology annotation, molecular function: chromatin binding; protein heterodimerization activity. The record is from RefSeq and is a predicted model, not a curated record. Bases 1 to 318 code for a protein of 105 amino acids.